This is a messenger RNA of Anopheles aquasalis, 762 nucleotides long. RefSeq lists its product as uncharacterized. The record is from RefSeq and is a predicted model, not a curated record. Lineage: Eukaryota; Metazoa; Arthropoda; Insecta; Diptera; Culicidae.
AUGCACCGAGCAACAUUGAUCAGUGCCUUCGCCCUAGUGGCCAUCGCUUCCUUCACCGGGGCCAGCGCUGAAGCCCCGUUGCGCUUCCGGCAGCGUGCUGCAGCACCGAGAUUCGUUCCGCAACGUCCGAAUGGUCGGUUUGCGAGGUUGGAAGAGGCACCAGCGCAGGCGGAACAGCAACCAGGAGCAGCAGCAGCAGCAGCAGCAGGUGACAGUGUAGACGCGUCAUCGGAUGGCUAUCACUAUCCUAAGCCGGUGUCUUCCGGUUAUAAUUACCCGAAGCCGGACCAAGCGUUCCCACUGCCCGGUGAGCAGCCGGUCGAAACGGAAUCCGAGGCUCCAACGGAGGCACCGACGACACCUGGAGAUACCCAGGACCAGGCAACGACGACGGCUGAUCCGGUCGAAGGUUCCGGUGACUAUGACGAGCCGACGGCGGCACCGGCUGUGGACGAUUCGCUCGAAGCUACGACCGUGGCCAGUGCCGACACCGCCACCAACGCUAAGCUGCGCCGGCGCCAACAGCUGGUCAAUCCGAUCCGAUACACCCAGUUCAGUCAGCGUCUGGAGCAACCCGUGCAACCAACAAUCCAGCGCCCAGUGUAUCUCAUCAAUCUGCCAGAAUCUACGCUGCAACAGCUGCUGCUACUCAACAGUCCACUGGCAGUGGCGGCCCAACCCACGAUCCAGCUGGCACCGGAACCGGCCACCGUACUGCUGUCCGAGCUGGAUUACGUUUACAAAAAGAAGCGAAGUGUCUGA